Molecule: messenger RNA, 319 nt
Organism: Staurois parvus
Lineage: Eukaryota; Metazoa; Chordata; Amphibia; Anura; Ranidae
Source: the annotation of a GenBank genome assembly
AUCACAAGUGUGCAUAGAUUAAAGAACAGGCUUCUAGUUCUUAACCUCCCUAGCGGUAUUCCUGAGUGUAGCUCGAGGGUAAAAUGUCAGUACCAAAAGCGGUAACCCCGAGCUACACUCGGGCUUACCAUGCGGCGCUGCAUAGGGAGUCCCUGCAGAGCUUACCUUGUCCUUCGCUCCCGCGAUGUGUCCCCUGCAGCGUACCUGGCCAUCUCCUCCAGCCGAUGCCGGCAUCCAGCUUCUGUGUUCCGGUCCUGUGACGUCGGGAAGUACGGGCGCCGCCAGCGGCGGGAAAUUUGAAAAUUUUAAAAAAUGUCAU